AUGAGCUAUAAGAACUUAAUACUUUUAUGCUUCAUUCUGCUUUUCGCAGAAUCUGUGCUAGGUGUACCGUUAAUUCCAGUCAAGCCAAGUAAAGAUGAAUUCUAUACUCCUCCAGCAGGAUAUGAGAACCACAGCAAUGGUGAUAUCCUUAAAAUGAGACCUACACCCCAAAAAUUAAGGAGUGUUUUCUUGCCAAUUAACAUUAAGAGUUCAUGGCAAGUUCUCGUCAAAUCAACCGAUUCUUUUGGUAAUGCAACUGCUAUUGUCACAACUAUAAUGGAACCAUAUAAUGCUGAUCCAAGCAAGGUUGUUUCGUAUCAGGCUUUUGAAGAUUCAGCAGCAUUGGAUUGUGCUCCUUCGUAUGCGUACUUAUAUGGAGCAAGUGCAGCCACCAUCAGUACUCAAAUCGAAAUGUAUUUUAUUCAAAUUGCUUUAGACAGAGGCUGGUAUGUGGUUUCCCCAGACUAUGAGGGCCCUAAAGCUACAUUUACAGUAGGGAAACAAUCUGGACAUGCAACAUUAGAUUCUAUUCGAGCUGCACUUCUGACAUCAGGUACUACUGGUAUCAAUAAAGAUGCCAAGGUUGCCAUGUGGGGAUAUUCAGGCGGCACUGUUCCUUCUGCUUGGGCUUCUGUUUUACAACCAACAUAUGCCAAAGAGUUAAAAUCCAACUUAAUAGGUGCAGCAUUGGGUGGGCUUGUUACCAAUAUUACUGGUACCGCCGAAGGAGUUGAAGGGACCUUCUUUGCAGGAUUAACAAUUAGCGCUAUUACUGGAUUGGCUGGUGAAUAUCCUGAACUUAAAACGGUAAUUUCUAAGCAGCUUGUUUCAACGAAAGCACUUCUGUAUGAAAAAGGUGAUAGAUUAUGCUUGGCACCUGCUCUUUUUAAUUAUGCAUUUCGGAGAAUAUUUUCAGGUCCAUUGAGGUAUGUAAAGGAUGGGUGGGAAGUCUUGAGUAUUCCAGUAAUUAAAAAGAUAAUUGAUGAGAACACGUUAGCUUUAAGCAAGGGAAGUCCAAAGCCUGAAGUCCCCAUUUUCGUAUUCCACGGAGCAAAGGAUACACUCGUUCCAUUCAAGGAUGCACAAAGAGUUUACGAGAACUGGUGUGAAGAGGGAGUCAAGUCUUUUGAAUUUGCUAUCGAUAAAUCAACUGGGCAUAUUACUGAAUUAUUAGCAGGGACUCCUGCAGCAAUUGCAUGGAUAACUAAAAUGUUCAAUGGAGAAGAGCCAGUUAAAGGAUGUACCAGGACCGAAAGAAAAUCCAAUUUAGAGUAUCCAGGAUCCGAUCGCUCUAUUUUCGAUUUCUUAUCUGCUGCUGCUACAAGUAUACUCGGGUUUGAAAUUGGACCGAAUGCCGAAAACCUUGACCCUAAUGGUGAGAAUAUCAAAAUUUCGACUAGUGCUAUUAAGGAUACAGGAAUUCCACUAGACGAGAAUAUGGAACACAGCGUUCAGAAUAUAACUACAAUUGGUAACUAG
Molecule: messenger RNA, 1479 nt
Organism: Debaryomyces tyrocola
Lineage: Eukaryota; Fungi; Ascomycota; Pichiomycetes; Serinales; Debaryomycetaceae
Source: the annotation of a GenBank genome assembly